CGGGCCCCACGCCGCCCAGGCGACCCAGGAGGCCCAGAAAUUCGGGUGCUUCCGUGCACUGCAGCGUCCGGGACUGGAACCGGGGUCGCUGCUCCUCGGCGCCGCGAUGCAGGUCUCCAGCCUCAACGAAGUGAAGAUUUACAGUCUCAGCUGCGGCAAGUCCCUUCCCGAGUGGCUUUCUGACAGAAAAAAGAGAGCACUUCAGAAGAAAGAUGUCGAUGUCCGUAGGAGAAUUGAACUUAUUCAGGAUUUUGAAAUGCCUACUGUUUGUACCACUAUUAAGGUAUCAAAAGACGGGCAGUAUAUUUUAGCAACCGGAACAUAUAAACCUCGAGUUCGAUGUUACGACACCUAUCAAUUAUCCUUGAAGUUUGAAAGGUGUUUAGAUUCAGAAGUUGUCACCUUUGAAGCUUUGUCUGAUGACUAUUCAAAGAUUGUCUUCCUGCAUAAUGAUAGAUACAUCGAAUUUCAUUCGCAAUCAGGUUUCUACUACAAAACCAGAAUACCAAAGUUCGGGAGAGAUUUUUCUUACCAUUAUCCAUCCUGUGACUUGUACUUUGUUGGCGCAAGCUCUGAAGUUUAUAGAUUAAACUUGGAACAAGGACGGUUCCUGAAUCCUCUACAGACUGAUGCUGCGGGGAAUAAUGUUUGUGACGUAAAUUCAGUGCAUGGCUUAUUUGCCGCAGGAACAAUAGAGGGCCGAGUGGAGUGCUGGGACCCGAGGACGCGUGGCAGGGUUGGCCUGUUAGAUUGCGCCUUAAGUAGCGUCACACCUGAUUCAGAGAUAAACAGUUUACCAACGAUCUCUGCUUUGAAAUUUAAUGGUGCCUUGACCAUGGCAGUUGGAACAUCCACAGGGCAGGUUUUAUUGUAUGAUCUUCGGUCUGAUAAGCCAUUGCUAGUUAAGGAUCACCAGUAUGGGCUGCCCAUUAAAUCAGUUCAUUUCCAGGAUUCAUUAGAUUUGAUUUUGUCUGCUGACUCUCGCAUUAUCAAAAUGUGGAAUAAGAACUCAGGAAAAAUAUUUACUUCCUUGGAGCCAGAGCACGACAUCAAUGACGCUUGCCUCUAUCCCGGCUCAGGAAUGCUUCUUACUGCCAAUGAAACCCCCAAGAUGGGCAUCUAUUACAUUCCGGUUUUGGGUCCCGCUCCCAGGUGGUGUUCCUUCUUAGACAACUUGACAGAAGAAUUGGAAGAGAAUCCAGAAAGCACAGUUUAUGAUGAUUACAAAUUUGUCACCAAGAAAGACCUUGAAAAUUUAGGGCUCACCCAUCUCAUUGGAUCACCUUUUCUCCGGGCAUAUAUGCAUGGAUACUUCAUGGAUAUAAGACUCUACCACAAGGUGAAAUUGAUGGUAAAUCCAUUUGCUUUUGAAGAAUAUAGGAAAGAUAAGAUCCGACAGAAGAUAGAAGAAACACGAGCACAGAGAGUCCAAUUAAAGAAAUUGCCAAAAGUUAACAAAGAGCUGGCACUUAAAUUAAUGGAGGAAGAAGAGGAAAAGCAAAAAUCCACAUGGAAAAAGAAGGCUAAGAGCCUUCCUAAUAUUCUCACCGAUGAUCGAUUUAAAGUUAUGUUUGAGAACCCUGACUUCCAAGUAGACGAAGAGAGUGAAGAAUUUAGGCUUUUGAAUCCACUUGUUUCCAAAAUUAGUGAAAAAAGGAAGAAGAAACUAAGACUCUUAGAGCAACAGGAACUUCAUGAAAAAGAAGAGGAGGAAGAACCGGAAGGAAAACCAAGUGAUGCAGAAAGUUCUGAGAGCUCGGAUGAUGAAAAAGACUGGGUUGCAGAGGUCAGGAAACAGCGCCGACUUCUCCAACAGGAGGAAAAAGUGAAGCGGCAGGAACGGCUCAGAGAGGACCGGCAGACGGUCCUCAAGCCCCAGUUUUAUGAGAUCAAAGCCGGCGAGGAAUUCCGAAGCUUCAGAGAUUCGGCCACAAAGCAGAAGCUGAUGAAUAAAACCCUUGAAGACCGGCUGAAACUCGAAGCGAAAAAUGGGACGUUGAGUGUAUCGGACACCACGGUUGGCAGCAAACAAUUGACGUUUACAUUGAAGAAGUCAGAACAGCAGAAGAGGCAUCAGGAGGCCGCGAAACUGCACCGACAAGAGAGGAAGGCCCUCCGCCGGCCAGCCGGCCCCCUGAGGUGCAGGCCCCGGAGAGGGCGGCCGCCCCACUGAGUCUGCACCCGAGCCCGCGUGUGAUUCGGAGGAGCUCGCCCCCCGCCGGACCAUCGUUAGAGGGUGCUGUCUGCGCCGGGGACGCGCGCCCCCGAAG
Molecule: messenger RNA, 2270 nt
Organism: Kogia breviceps (pygmy sperm whale)
Lineage: Eukaryota; Metazoa; Chordata; Mammalia; Artiodactyla; Physeteridae
Gene: NOL10
Product: nucleolar protein 10
Biological process (GO): maturation of SSU-rRNA from tricistronic rRNA transcript (SSU-rRNA, 5.8S rRNA, LSU-rRNA)
Cellular component (GO): nucleolus; 90S preribosome; nucleus
Molecular function (GO): protein binding
Source: RefSeq, a predicted model, not a curated record